Peromyscus leucopus (white-footed mouse) is the source of this 1278-nucleotide messenger RNA. Its product is annotated as putative endogenous retrovirus group FC1 Env polyprotein. NCBI's taxonomy places the organism in Eukaryota, Metazoa, Chordata, Mammalia, Rodentia, Cricetidae. The record is from RefSeq and is a predicted model, not a curated record. Bases 494 to 1081 code for a protein of 195 amino acids. The transcript has 2 exons.
GAGUAACCAUUGGAGUCAACAGUCUUCACUGCCUAGAUCUCACCGAGGAGUCUUCGGACCCUGAAGAUCUCUGGUGGACCGGGAGGUGAGAGAUUCAGAUAAACCCAGCAUUUGGAGGGAGCCAUUGACAGAUUCUCAACACCUGGAUUGUCAAAAAGAGGCAUCUGAAACCCUCAGAGAGUCUGUACAGGCUCUGCAGCUGACUCCGGGCACUGUGGCCUCCUCGCUUCAGGCUGCUUUCUGAAGUCCACCACCUCAUCCACACCGCUUCCAGCCAGGAGAGAAGGUGUGGAUCAAGAGACACUGAGCUGAGGCACUGGGACCCCACUGGAAGCCACCACACCUCGUCAUCCUGAUCAUCUCCACUGUGUCCAGCAUCCCACACGUGGCUACAUCACUCUCAGGUCACGUGUGCCACUGGGAACGACAGCCUAGCUAAAGAAAAGCAGAUUGUCAUCAAGACCUGCGAAGAUCCACUAAAGAUAAGCGUGACAUGGGGUUUAAUUUAGUGCUGUUGUUUUGUCUGACUAUAUUCCCUUCUGUUCUUUCUGGGAACCCAAAUGGGAAACGCCCAGCUCCCCGGGCUCCUGUACUAACCAAACCAGCCCCUAAGGCAUGGAAGUUCCAUGUAAUUGCCCUGGAAAAUCACAACAAGACCAUAGGUUCUACCUUCUGUCCAGUCACAGGAUGUGCAAGUGCUAUAAGCCUCACUUUUGAUAUAAGGGACACCUGCCAAGGGAAAUGUAUAAAUGACUUCUACAAUGCUAUGUCCUCUCCUAUAUAUGUCUGUUUUAUGUAUGAGCAAACUCGGCCCGACUGUAAGGACCCAAAUUAUGGAGGAUGUCCACACUGGAGCUGCAAAUAUCAUAGUACUUGGACCAGAUGGGGAGGAGAAAAUCCAUCCAAACUCACCUCAGUUGAUUGGCAUACUAAGGUCAACUACUUAAUCCCUGACCCUUGGGAUAUUAGAUGGAAAAAAGGGGUUGUGGGUUUUGUCUAUAGACAUAAUGAGAAGGAUUCAGCCUUUGAUGGGAAGACUAAGAUAUUCAUCUAUAGAGCUUUAGCCGAGUUCACACCUUAGAAUUCCUUUAUUUGAAUGCUGUAACGGAACCAGCUGCUAUACCUGCCCUGGCCCUGUUGGUGGGGUUCACCAGCUGACAUCACUUCCCGUCACCACCACCUUUCUCUCUCUCCUUAGCCCUACUCCUCUGGCCUCCUUUGAACCCCUUAUGACAAUUUUAAUACCACAUACUUGCUCAUGAAGGUUGCUAAUCCAAA